AUGACUGAGAAGAAGGUCGCCCUGAGUAGUAUUUCUCUCAUCUUUGCCUGUGGAACGGCUCUGUUUUCUGAUGGCAAGCAGUACAACAUCUGUUAUGCCAACAAUGUCAUUGGUGCUGUCAACACUCUUCUGGAACGCAUAUACGGCACUGGUUCCGGCGGCAUCACUACAAACUACAGCACCACACUCUCUAGUGUCGCCUUCGCAGGCACCGUGGUGGGUAUGCUCACCUUUGGCUAUCUCUCCGACAAAGCUGGGCGCAAAUUUGGUAUGAUGUCCGCAACUGGGAUCGUUGCAAUAUUUUCUGGUCUCUCAGCUGCUUCGUCUGGUGCUAAUCACAGCCUCCAUGGAAUGCUUGCUAUGCUUAUUGCAUGCCGCUUCCUUCUUGGAAUUGGCGUCGGCGCUGAAUACCCUUGCGGCUCCGUGGCUGCAUCUGAACAGUCGGAAGAAGAGGGCAUUGCUAAGAACUCGCAACACCGAUGGCUGGUGCUUGCAACGAACACUAUGAUCGAUGCCGGUUUUGUUAUUGGAGCAUUCGUACCAUUAGUACUUUACUGGAUAUUCGGGGACAACCACCUUCGUGCCGUCUGGCGCCUCUCGCUUGGGCUUGGUGUAGUUCCUGCUGUUGCUGUCUUCUUUUGGCGGCUGCGCAUGGAGGAACCUAAUCGCUACAAGCGCGAUUCAAUGAAACAUGUCCGUAUCCCAUACAGACUAAUCAUUAAAAGAUACUGGCGUGGCCUGUUUGGCAUCUCGCUAGUAUGGUUCAUCUAUGACUUCAUCACUUGCUCACAUACCUCCAGAUACCCAUUCGGACUUUAUUCAUCCACAGUCACCAACGCCGUUACCGGCGGCAAUUCAUCCCUCACCGUUGUCUUUGGUUGGUCUGUUGUGAUCAACUUGUUCUACAUCCCAGGCACCGUUGUGGGCGCCUUCUUCGUUGAUCUUUUGGGUCCAAAGGUCACUAUAAUCACUGGCCUUCUCGCGCAAGCGGUCAUUGGAUUUAUCAUGAGUGGCCUUUAUACCCAACUGUCACAACACAUUGGCGCUUUUGCUGUGGUGUACGGCAUCUUCCUGAGCUUCGGCGAGUUUGGUCCCGGAAACUGCCUUGGUGUAUUGGGUGCAAAGUCCGGACCUACUGCUGUGCGUGGCCAGUAUUACGGUUUUGCAGCUGCUGUUGGAAAAAUCGGCGCAUUUAUUGGAACUUGGGUGUUCCCUAUCAUAGUCAAGGAUUUUGGUGGCUCAAGUUCAGCUAAAGGGAACACUGGCCCCUUCUGGGUUGGCAGCGGUCUUGCCAUCCUGAGCGCAAUCGUUGUUUACUUUUUUGUGACACCCUUGGACCAUGAUGGUAUGAAGGAAGAGGAUGCGAAGUUCCGGGAAUACCUCGAAGCGCACGGUUUCGAUGUCUCACUUAUGGGUCUUCCCGAAAUUGAAACCGUGUCAUAUGCGGAAGGCCAAGAGAUAAGUUCAGCAAUCAAGGACACAGACUCAGAGACCAAAGUUUAG
Molecule: messenger RNA, 1503 nt
Organism: Suillus plorans
Lineage: Eukaryota; Fungi; Basidiomycota; Agaricomycetes; Boletales; Suillaceae
Product: major facilitator superfamily domain-containing protein
Exons: 20
Coding region: 1-1503 (500 amino acids)
Biological process (GO): transmembrane transport; carboxylic acid transport
Cellular component (GO): plasma membrane
Molecular function (GO): carboxylic acid transmembrane transporter activity
Source: RefSeq, a predicted model, not a curated record